CGCCUUUCUUCUUCAACAACGAUCAAUCAUCGCUCUUACCCACGACUCCACCUUCAAUUGUGAAUCACAUUCCUGUCGAGGAAAUCGAGCAAAAAACCCCAAGGGCGCAUAGAGAUACAACGAAAUAGUGCCCGUACACUAGAGGACACCUGGACGCUUGGACCAUCGGCGCUUUUUGCCUGCAAUUCCACGUUCCAGUAGGAUUAGGAUUGUGCAUUCUUGCUUCGUUGUGGAUUUUAACAGCUAUAACCCAAACACGCCAUCAGCUUGAGGAAACCGGUCUUUGUCGAAAAUGGCAAGCAAACCAAAGGCGGCUUCCUCCAAGCUCAACAGCUUCUUCAAGUUUCGCAUGCCGUACAAGGAGACAUCACUACACGACACAUUACGUCUAGAUUCUGCCAAUCCUUCAGACCCCAUAGAUGCGAACGAAAUUGUGCAGCUGCUUUUGCCUGGAAAUCACUCGCUGCAAUCACGCCUCAGGACACUGGAUGAGUUGAGCACCAUCAUCCAGAACUAUCCAUUUCAACACAUCAGCGAGCUUUGGGUUGCGGUCUCGGAUCUUUUGGAAGCUGGAGUCCCAAAUAAUGCACGGAAAGCUGCAUGGAAUUUUAUGAUUGCCUGUAUCCGUGGGCAGUUUGAGGACCUCGGUAUGCUCCGAGCCAUCUUUUACCAAGCCAUCAAUGACCAUGAGAUCUGGGAGGACUUUGAUGACAAGAUCAAGGCUCUCAAGGAGUUGACUAAAGACGGUCGAGACGUUUACGGAUUCGAAAAGAAUAUUGUACGACUUCUGGCGCAUUGGGUUGAGUCGAACUUUGAGCAAGCUAAGGUCGCUCAGCACAUGACCCAGCAGCGACUCGGCAUGCAGAAAUCCACGACUUCAUUGGCAACCCUCAGCAGCACACCACAGCUCAUUCUUCUUCAAAAGCCCAUCCCGCAUCUCGACGUCACCAUGGCGCUCCUCAUCAACGUUGUCCGGUUCAACUUUGUGUUUUUCGACGAAACAGAGAUUGCAGGCCUCCUCGACCUCUUACAUACAAUAUGCAUCAACGCACCAGAGGAUACACCACAUGCGAUUGGGUUCUUGGACAUCAUUGUGCGCUAUGGCUACGUACCUGCGGAAGGCCUUGUAACGUUUUUGAAAAUCCUCUGCUAUACCACACUCUCGGAUCUUUACAAGGACCAGGCAUGGACAAUCACCAGUAAUCUCAUGAAGAGCCACAGUGCACAUAGCGCCAUUCGACUGCUGUGCCUCAAUUUGCGGUCCAAGAACGACUCGAUAGCGCAGAUGCGAGUUGUUCAGGGAUCGAUCAGGCUGUUGCAGCGUUCGGUGUGGAGCAGUACCCCGAUCGAGACUCUGUCGGUUUCAUACUCAACAAUCCUGUGGUCUCUAAAGAGCGCCGUCGAUUUCAAGUCCAAGGAGGUCGACCAGGAUAUUAUCCGGAGUCUGAGCAUCUUGUUAGAGGCACAUUCGGCAGACUUGGGCGAUCUCGAGUACGAAAUCAUCCUGGACAUUCUAGAGCUCCUCUCACAGCAUGUCGACGAGAAGCCAGCAGAGGAGAGCGCGUCAGUAAAGCCAUUCAUUUUUCGGCUGGGACCUAGUAAUACUGUCGUCACCACAGGACAGCAACAGCAGCCCAACAAUCCCCUCCGAGAUGCAUAUGGUGACCUUUUAUUCCAUUUUAUCCGCAUCUACAACAACAAGCAAAUGCCGGGAAUAGUUGCUCGAGUAAUGAACCUCCUGGCGUCGUUGCAGGACCACCUUCCAGAAGACACCAUGUUGUUGCUACUUGAAUAUUAUUACUCAGAGCACCAAUUCUACCCAUAUACCCCCAACUGGUUGGAGAGACUGCGCGACCUCGUUCAAGUCUCGGUUAUUCAAGAUAAGCGGCCAAAGGUUCGGUCAAAGGCUCUUUCGAUCGCCCUGGAUGUGUACGUGUCAUCACUGGAUUUCUUUCACGACGAGAUCGUCUCGACAGUGUUCAUGGAUGUGUUUGACCAUCUCGACUCAGAAACGGACCAGGAGGUGGCGUCGCGAGUCUCGACAUUGCUGAUUGAUGCUACGCAGAUCGCCUCCGAGGAACUAUUCUCAAAACUGCUGGACCGGAUAGUUCUCUUGAUCCGAUGUACGUGUCACAUUCCGAAACCUUCACCAUCUGGAUCGACUCUUCAGCCAUCACUCGCCUCACGACUUGGCAUGGCUUCAUCACUCUCUACGUCGCUAUCAUCCAGUCAUCACCUUAAUCACCCGCCAAGUCCUCCGGUCGCGUGCCAGUCGUUGACAGCAUCCAUUGGAAUCGUUGACCUGUUCCAGCAUGCGUUGUAUGACCCGAAUGGCGCCUCAAGGGUCGAUACGUUUUUUUGUCUGUUAGUUGGCCUUGCGGUCGACCAAAGUAUUCAUAGAGCAAGCAGGUUGAUCCUACUCGACUUUUUGCUGUGUCUUCGCGUCGAUUUGGACCACAGGAUCUUUUGCUCGGAGGCGAGUACAGUCGAGAGCAUUGCCGCUGCCACCGAGCAGCUACUCGCCGAGGAAGUAAAACAGGAGCGAGGCGACCGAUCGGCAGUGAGCAACCUGAGAGGCAGUGGAACGAUGCAGCACUCCACCUCUGUACGACAACAUACAGAGCCAUUCUCAUUCUCAUCCGCCGCCAACCCCACACGCAACUGGAAGCCGCUCAUGCAAGGCAAGACCAUAAAGGCGAGCCCCUAUGUAAUUUCAUACCUGGAGAUUGCUUCAACAACCGCCGAGUCUUCGAACGAUGAGACGCUACCUGCGCCGUUGGUUGGAUGCGCCAAAGUGAUACUCAACAUUCCUCUCUACAUGACCGGCGUCUUGUCGAUUCUGGAGCAGGAAAAGGACUUUGCGAUCUACUCGUUCGUCAUCCAGCGGCUUCCCUCUCAGCUCUUCAACAAGCAUUUGUUUUGCAACAGCUCGGAGCAGGUCACAAGGCUUCACAAUGUCCUGGUCGACAUGACACUGAGGGACAAGAUCCCUGACUCGCUCCGUAACCUGCCCCUCAGUGCCAAGCGACACAAUAUCUACAUCCUUGCCUACAAAGUUCUCGUCAUCCUGCUGUGCUACCACAGCAAGUUUAGCACCAAAGAGCUGCACGAUUUGGUCCUUGCAUUCAUGUCCGGCCUUUCACGUCAAGCAAUGUGUGCCAAGAUUUGUAUCCAUGCGUUGGCUGUCUGCUGCUAUGAACUGCCUCAGUCCAUGACGAAAUAUCUCUCGGUAGCUGUUCUGAGGCUCUCACAGAUCAUGUCGACGGUGACUAUCAGAGUGCACAUUCUCGAGUUCCUAUCAACUGUCGCGCGUCUACCGAUGCUCUACUCGAACUUUGUCGAGAGCGAUUACAAGCGUGUCUUUGGCAUCGCUCUCAAAUAUGUCCAGUACACCCACACGGGCUCCAGCAACAACGCCCAUCCGGCUCCUUCAUCAUCGAUGCCAUCCUCGGCAAUAUCAUUUCCUAAUUCCCCAGCUGUAGCAUCCCAAGGACCUGCGACAGCUGCAGCACGAGCGCUUCCUCAGUACGUGCUUAUCCUGGCUUAUCAGGUCAUCGAUGUCUGGUUCAUGCUUCAGCGAUUGACGGAGCGCAGGAAAUACGUGCCAUACAUUGUCCGGAACCUCCUUAUGGCCAAUGAUCCCGGAAAGAAAGUGGACGAACAGACGGAGACCUGCAUGGAUAUGCUAGCUCGAUACUCGUAUGCUAAUUGCGAGCCGAAGCCAAAGCCAUCGCUGAUUCAACAGAUCCUGAUCGGACCUACGAGCAAGACUGGAAGAAUGAUCACAAAGACCUGGAUUCAAGGAAACGCGUUCAUCACCGUCCAAACAGCGCACAACGUCGGCUGGGCAGAGAUUACAGUCCGCAGGGCGUCCGGCACGGCGUCGUUCCUACUUAAGAUUGAGAAUGAGAUGUUUAUGGACUCGUCAAACGAACUGGACUUUGCGUCACUGCCAGGACUAUUAAGAUUACAAGAGGACGCAUUGGCUAUCGAUGCAGUGACCCAACAGUCGACAGGAACUUCUGGCGCCGGAGAGGACACAGCGACUGAUAGCGAACAUACGCCCGAGCCAUCUCUGGAAGCUAAGAGCCGCCAGGAGGAUGAAAAUCAUUUGUCAGCUGUAUCGGGACUAUCACAGAGAUUGAGCGAAGCACGACCCUCCUGGCUCUCGCCAAGGAACACACCGCACCACACUCCACAACAUACGCCUCUUCAUACGCCCUUGCAUACUCCUCGUGAUUCUCCUCACCACACACCCAAAGCAUCACCUCUGCCUUCCGGCGAUAAUACACCUUCGAGCUCACCUCCAUUACGCUCAUUCAUGAACACUGCUACAUCAAAGCUGGUCUUUGAGGGUGGCCACCAACGCGUGCAAACCGCUCCCACUGAGCAUGUCGCCCUGUUCUCGACUUCCCUUCAUCCGCUUCAGGAGUCUGGCGCGCCAGCACACAGCCAGGACGAUGGUUCAGGUGACAUAGACAGCAAGUUCACCUACUCUUUGUCUUCACAGGGAGAUGGCGGCCCACUCUCAGGAGCGUUCUCUGCAAACGCCAUAGCACCGUCCUCCACCACCGCCUCAAGUGUUAUGAACAACCUUGGACGAUCCAAGUCAACGUCCGAUCACGCGGGUGGAUCGCUCAAAGAGAAUGUCAAGCAUGCGGAACUGAGCCGUGGACCCGUAGGCGGUGCGCUAGAGCAGACAAAAUCGUUGCUGUCUCAUUCGAUGGCGGGCAGCAAGCGGGACGACAUACGCCGGUCCAUUUCGCUGGCCUCGUCACGCAAUAACAGUAUCACUUCAGCAAUGGGCCGUGCUCAUCGGCUGGCGCUUGGUCAUGAUGACCAUCGGCCGCCCAUCUUGACAGAGAGCAGCAGUGGGUAUUAUGACCGCGAGAAUAAUACGGAAUCUACGCGGCCGUUCUCCAAAGCUAAGAUGGAGACGUUUGUAGAUCCGAGCUUCUUGUUUAUGCAGCUGACAUCGUAUCCCGAUGUGAUGGCGCGGGAGACCCCAAUCUUGCUGGCGGACGACGAUGCGACGAAUAGAGCAUUAGGUGUGCUGGAUAGGACUCCUGUGGUGGAUUUCCACAAGAUCGGAGUCUUGUACGUUGGCAAAGGUCAGACAAAGGAGAGCGAGAUCUUGGGAAACACACAUGGUUCGUCCGAGUACACAAAGUUCCUCGCGGGAUUGGGAUCACUUGUCCGACUCAAAAAUGCAAAGAUCUACGCAGGAGGACUCGAUUUAGAGAUGGACUUCGAUGGCGAGUACGCGUAUUCACACCAGGACGAGAUCACUCAAAUGAUCUUUCAUGUGGCUACCAUGAUGCCCAACCAACCACACGACGUCAACUUUGAUUUCAAGAAGCGGCAUAUCGGUAACGACUGGGUGACGAUCGUGUUCAACGAGUCUGGAGCGGAUUAUGAUUUUGGAACGAUCUCAGGCCAGUUCAACUUUAUGACGCUUGUUGUUACGCCGGUGUCGAUGGCCUCGGUAACAUUCACAGAAGCUGCGAGCAGAAUCAGUCAGCAGCAGCAUCAGCGAUCUGGGACUGACAGCAACGAGUCAUCCUCGGUCUCUACGAACAGGCCAGAAGACAAUAUCUCUGCUUUCACCUCCACAGCGCCUGUCGGGGCGAUAGUAUCAACAACAACAACUGGCGUUGUACAGUCUUUCAAGAAUGUUUGGUUCAAGGUCGUGAUGCUGCGUCGGCCGGAUAUGCCCGAGAUUGGGCCGCUGGCGACACCGAAGAUCAUCAGCGCUUCUGAGCUGGCGCGGUUCACUCGACAGAUGGCGCUGCAUGCCAAUAUCUAUGCACAGGUGUAUUACCAGCAUCUCCAGAACUCGGUUGAGUAUGUCUCCAACUGGCAGGAGCGUCUGCGACAGAUCAAACGAGUGAAGGAGAGACUUAUGGCAAGCGGAGGUCCCAGCGGAUCUGGGGCUGGAGGCGCGGGAGUAGGAGGUCAUUUUGCGGGCGCUAAUUCAGCGGCAGCGACGAGUGCCUCUGGUGCUGGAGGAUCAUCAUCAGGAACCACUAGUGGGGCUGGUUUACGAAGCGGUGUUGGUGGAUCGAAUACAGGAGUACCAGGGUCGUCAAACAACAAUGCAUCUGUUGGAGGCAAUAGCGGAAACCAAGGUGGAGGCAACAGUUCGAGCAUUGGAUUGGGACUCGGACUUGGACUGGGUCUCGGAGGAUCGUCAUCGUCGUCUUCGAAUGCCGCAGGAACGAACAGUACUUCAGGCACAGCAGGCGGGGCUCAGCAGUCGAGCAUCAUGAGUCUUGAGUCAGUGGUUGAUUUCACACGAUAUGCAUGAAAACGCAUCUUGUUUUGUUAUAUAUCACUGAAUCCAUUUUUGCACAUAAUAACUGGGCCCCAAUAAACUGGAGAAGUACUAGACCGGCCCGUUCGGUUUUCUUUUUUAUUUUUUUGA
Gamsiella multidivaricata is the source of this 6424-nucleotide messenger RNA. RefSeq lists its product as uncharacterized. Gene Ontology annotation, cellular component: TSC1-TSC2 complex; nucleus; cytoplasm. Gene Ontology annotation, biological process: regulation of small GTPase mediated signal transduction; positive regulation of GTPase activity; negative regulation of TOR signaling. Bases 293 to 6307 code for a protein of 2004 amino acids. Lineage: Eukaryota; Fungi; Mortierellomycota; Mortierellomycetes; Mortierellales; Mortierellaceae. Gene Ontology annotation, molecular function: GTPase activator activity. The transcript is spliced from 3 exons. The record is from RefSeq and is a predicted model, not a curated record.